UAGGAGGUGCAGUUCGAAAGAAAUAAAAUUAGGUUUUUCAGUUUAAAUAAAUUUACUAUAUUUAAAUCAAUAUUAGUAGGUUUUUCUAUUGUUCCCUGCGCGGCAACAUUGCCUUUUCUGGCGUUAGACUUCCGUGGAGACAAAAUAUACAGUAGUCCGACAGUAUUUUAAGCGCUCCCAGCAAUUCAUCAAACAGUUAGUGUGCAUUCUCCUUUCUUCUACUACUUGCCAAUUGAAUUGAAUCCAACACCCUAUUAAAUCAUUUGGCUUAAGUACUCCCUCGAACAAAUGCCUGUGAGAAGGAGUUCAAAUGAAGGUUCUUUUAAAGUUAGUAGAAAACUGAGGGUUAGGACAGGGAACUCAAAAGGCUCUGAGGAUGGAGUCAGAACCCCACGGUCAAGGGAUACUGGUGUUGGUAGAGGCCACAGAAAAGCAAGAGUUGCAACUGAGGGGUCAGAAGGGUCCAGUGGGGGUGUUAGGACUGGAGAGGGCAAGAAGAUAGAGAGUAGAAGGUUGCAAAGCAGAGGAAAUGGCAGUGAUGCUGUUGCGUAUCACAGUGAGGAUGGAAGAUUGAGCGAUGUGCGUGGCAGAGGAAAAAGAGAUUGGAAAACAAGGAGUGGGAACGGGGGGCUUGAACCGUUCGUUGGUGGGAAGUCAGGUCUGAAGAGGAAGAGAAUCAGUGCUGAUCCUAGAUUAGUUGAGCAGGGAACAUUCAAUGGUAAUGAUAGAAAGUUGAAGUCCCAAACUAAAACAAAUGUGCUCAACUCAAGUAUGGAUAAUGGAAAGAGGCUGUCAAGAUGGAAGGAUUAUGAGUCUGCAGACUCUAGUAGAAACCAACGGGUAACAAAGAGUCCUAAAUUCAGUGGAAGUGAAUCACUUGGAAGGGAUUAUGAGUUUAAGGACUCUAGCAGGAACAAGGCAGUGACAGAGAGUGGUAAACUCAGGGGAAGUGAAUCACUUGAUAAGAGAGGGCAGAGCGGUAAGAUGGGACGUGCUGAUAAGCCGAAGUAUGUUAGAGACAAUGGCUUAGGGAAUGUAAAAUCAAAGAUAAGUGGUGACAGGAAAGCACCUUUGGACACACAAAAGGAGUUGAAUCAGAGAAUAAAUGCAGUUAGUUCUGUUGACAAGCGUUACAGUAGAAAGGAUCAGAGAAUGAAGGCCUUGAUUAAUGGUUCGUCUAUAACAGAGGGACCACCUAAGAAGAAAAAACGAGGUAUCCGGAUAGACCCUUAUGAUACAUCCAACAAGAGAUUGGAUGAUAGCGCAUCUGAUAAAGGUACUAAUCAGGUGAAAAUAGAUGAGACAGAAAGCAUUGGUUCUGAAAUGUCAAAGAAUGCUCAAUUUCGUGCCAUCAGUCCUAGCUCCUCCAUCCUUUCCUUCGUACAGGACAAUUUAUUAGGACGCAGGCGCGAAAUUGAUUUUAAGAGGGCGGGCUACAACAUUGAGCUUCCUGCUCCUUUAGACAACUUACCCUUCUCAACAACUCCGGAAAGAGAACGCAUUGAAGUACCAGCAUUUAGAAACAAAUUAGAAUUCUUUGCUGCUGCAAAGAUUUCCUCAUCAUUUCCCCCUCCUGAUCUUCCUGAGAUUGCAUUUGCAGGCCGGUCAAAUGUGGGAAAGUCAUCAUUGCUCAAUGCAUUAACGAGGCAAUGGGGUGUUGUACGGACGUCAGACAAACCAGGCCUCACACAGAGUAUCAAUUUUUUUAAUCUUGGACCAAAGCUAUGUAUGGUGGAUUUGCCUGGAUAUGGUUUUGCUUAUGCUAAAGAAGAGGUGAAGGAAGCAUGGGAGGAACUUGUGAAAGAGUAUGUCAUGACACGUGUUGGUCUAAAGCGAGUAUGCCUUCUUAUAGACACAAAAUGGGGUAUGAAGCCAAGGGAUCUUGAACUUAUUGAUCUGAUGGAAAGGUAUGAGACAAAGUAUCAAAUUGUUUUAACAAAAACUGAUUUAGUUUUUCCAAUUGAUGUGGCACGGAGAGCAAUGCAAAUCGAAGAGAACCUCAAAGCAAAGAAAUCUGCAGUUCAACCCUUGAUGAUGGUAAGCUCGAAAACGGGGGCUGGUAUCCGAAGCUUAAGGACAGUACUAGCUAAUGUUGCCCGGUUUGUGCCACGCUAGAAGGCGCUUUUUGAAAGGUAUUUGCUCAUGCUGGAUUUAGACUUAGUUACCCCCCAUCUAAUUGUGGGUCGAGUUAACAAUUUUUUUUUUAAAAAAUAUGAGAUGCUAUAAUAUUUUUAUAGCCAUAUAGAAGAUGGUAAGUCUUGUAUUUGACGAGGUUGUGAUUUGGAGUUGCGUGAAGAUUUUAAAAUCAAAGAAAAUGAAUGCAUUGAUUCACAAUUCCAACUUAA
Molecule: messenger RNA, 2345 nt
Organism: Salvia splendens (bonfire salvia)
Lineage: Eukaryota; Viridiplantae; Streptophyta; Magnoliopsida; Lamiales; Lamiaceae
Exons: 11
Coding region: 289-2115 (608 amino acids)
Molecular function (GO): GTP binding
Source: RefSeq, a predicted model, not a curated record